Molecule: messenger RNA, 2896 nt
Organism: Ceratitis capitata (Mediterranean fruit fly)
Lineage: Eukaryota; Metazoa; Arthropoda; Insecta; Diptera; Tephritidae
Product: RNA-binding protein 25
Exons: 9
Coding region: 244-2835 (863 amino acids)
Biological process (GO): regulation of alternative mRNA splicing, via spliceosome; mRNA processing
Cellular component (GO): spliceosomal complex
Molecular function (GO): mRNA binding
Source: RefSeq, a predicted model, not a curated record
UAUUGUCCGCCAUCAUUUCAUUGGACUAGUAAUGCCUUCAAUGUGUGGCAAACUUUUUUAUAUCUGUUAGAACUCAGUAGUAUAAAAUUUUAUUGAAAGGAAAUAAUUAAGUUGUUUCAUCAUAAUUUCAUAAAGUGAACGUUUUUUCACAAAAAAAUCGACCGGUGAUUGAAGAAAAGAAAGACUUUUAUGUACGUGUAAUAAAUUUAUUAUAAGUAUCAGCUCAAAGGCUACUCAGGCGUUAUGUCGUAUCCACCUCGCUCAUCUGCAAUACCGCCUUACAUCAAUCCAUCAGUACCACCACCACAUAUGAUGCCUCCGGCACCCUCGGUGAGGAAUUAUAGAGGCACUGCAACCAUCAGUUCCCAACCUACCGUCUACCAACGUAUCCCAGAUCCGGUUCCUCAGUUUCGUGGUCCUAUUAUUACUGUUUUUGUUGGAAACAUAAGUGAACGGGUGCCUGAAGCUUUAAUUAAGAGAAUUCUGUCAGCAUGCGGCAUGGUUGUUAAUUGGAAACGUGUUUCGACCUUUGGUUUUUGCGAAUAUGAUGGGCCUAGCGCUGGUAUGCGAGCUGUUCGUUUAUUAAGUGAACUUGACAUUGAUGGUAAAAAGCUGGUAGCCAAAGUAGAUGCAAAAAAUAAACUUCUUCUGGAUAACUAUAAGGAAGAAGAGUUAAAAAACGGUCUUAAUAUCUCUGCCAUCGAUGAGAAAACUGAAGAUGAUAGCGUUCUUAAUCAAAUGAGAAAAAUUCUUGAUGAACACAAACAUGAAUUUGAAGAGUUCGAUUCUAAAUCUCGUGGUGAUGUGUUCGGGAACAGAAUUAAUAAAAAUAAAGCUAAUCGUCCAGAAGAUAAAAUGACAAAAGUUCUCAAUGAAACCAAUCUUGAAGAGGAAAAAAGAAACUUAAUUAGUAGUGAAAUUGGAAAGUUUAGAAAAAGGGCAGAAGCGGAUGAACACAGAAAAGAAAAGGAAAAAGAAAAAGAAAGAAUGCGAGAAAAGGAAAAGGACAAGGAAAAAGAAUAUGAAAAACCUGAGCGAAAGUCCCAUGAUGUUAUGAAAGAUGAUAUAAGUGAAGAAGAUUGGGAUGUUGAAGAACAAAAGGAGCAUUCAACAGAUGUAAACGAACGAUCAAUGAGUAGAAAAGAACUACAUUCUAAUAGCCUCUCUCCAAACAAAAAGGAAAAAGAACGCGAGAGUAGAAGAAGGAGAAGUAAGUCCCGUUCUAGAGAAAGGGAACGUGAAUAUAGAGAGAGGGAAAGAGAACGAGAACGUGAACGCGAGCGAGAACGCGAGAGGGAACGUGAAAAAGAUCGCGAACGGGAAAGAGAAAGAGAGAAAGAACGUGAAAGAGAACGUGAGCGAGAAAGGGAACGUGAAAGGGAACGUGAAGAAAAGCUCGUAAAAAAUAUUAAAGACCUUCACCGAGAAAAAGAAGUUGAAGAAGAACUUCGGGAACGCAAAAAAGCAGAAAAGAAAGCUCGAGAAAAGGAGGAGGCCUACCAAGAAAGACUAAAAAACUGGGAAUUGAGAGAAAAACGCAAGGCAAAGGAAUAUGAGAAAUUACGUAUUAAGGACAAAAUGAAACUUGAAGAACGAGAAAAGGAAGCCAAGAGACUUAAAGAGUUCGUUGAAGACUAUGAUGAUGAUCGUGAUGACCAUAAAUAUUAUAAAGGUCGAGAGCUUCAAAGAAGAUUAGGAGAUCGGGUCCGUGAAGCGGAUCUUGAUGCAAAAGACCGUAGCAAAGAACAGGAGGAAUUAGAAGAAUUGCGAAAUAAAAUAUUCAGUGGCGAAUAUGAAAAUCCUACGCAAGAGUAUGAGCGAGCAAAAAAAGAACAUGAAAAAUUGUAUAAACCUCAUAUAUUAAUAGAUGUAAACUUGGAAAACUUAAAACGCAAAGAACGUGAAAAAGAGCGCAUCCGAGAAAAGUUGCUAACACUUGAAACAAAACGUCUUUUGCUGGAUGUUAAUUCAAAUGAUGAGAGCGAAUUAAAUGCUCUAACAAAGUCGUAUUCGAUAGAAUCAAUUUCAAACGAUGAUGCCAAUUCUAGGCCCGAUUCCGCAUCUAAUGUGGAAGUGCAAUUCAGUCGACAUGGUUCCGAAUCACGUGAUUUUGUGCCUAUUGUAAAUCCACAAAUAUCCAGUUCUAUACCGUCCGCUACAUUAAACAGGACUCAAAGUACGGACCCUGCCACACCAACCGCUCUAGCACCCGUCAUAAGUUUGAAUUUAGGGGCGAACGCAAAGAAAAAGAAAAUUGAGUCUACUGGUGUUUUUAACGCUGAUGAAGAUUUAGAUGAUGAAAGUAAUUCAAAGAGACGGAAAUUGGUUCCAUUGGACUACGAUGACAAUCAAUCAAGAGGCGGGGGAAACACAUCACAGAGGGAUCGCCAUAAUUCGAAUACCGGAAAACCUAUUUCGAAAAAUCAUGGUAAGAAUGAUAGUACCAGUACAGAAAUAGUGAAUAACAAAAAGGAGGAAAAUAAUACUAGGAUACAUGAUGAGAAACGACGCCACAUUAAAAGCAUCAUUGACAGGAUUCCAACACAAAAGGAGGAUUUAUUUAAUUAUAAACUCGAUCGCAACGAAAUCGACAAUAAUCUUAUGGAACGAAAAAUUCGACCAUGGAUAAAUAAAAAAAUUAUUGAGUACAUUGGAGAGCCCGAACCGACGCUUGUCGAUUUUAUUUGUUCUAAGGUGCUUGCUGGAAGUUCACCUCAGAGCAUUUUAGAUGAUGUGCAAAUGGUCCUGGACGAAGAAGCAGAAGUAUUCGUUGUUAAAAUGUGGAGAUUGCUUAUUUACGAAGUAGAUGCAAAAAAGAUUGGGAUAGGUAAAUAAUAUGUGAAAUAAAUAACAUUUAUAUAUAAAUAAAGAAAAAUAAAUAACCCACAUCUGCUUA